AAGUUUCAAGGCACGAAGAUGGUGGCCGCGAAGAUCAGAAGGGUAGCCGUAAUUGGCGCCGGUCCUUCAGGAGCGAUCACAGUAGAUGCACUGGCUCGAGAGGAGGUAUUCGAUCAAAUUCGUGUUUUUGACAGGCAGGAAGGUCCAGGAGGAUUUCCAUUGACCAAUUUCUCAGAGCUUGCCACAAGAACGGCAGAUCAGCCAGUAGAAUUGCCAGCACAGGUUCCAGGUCAUACCUCAAGGAGCACUCAGCCACGCUGGACAGACUCGUCAAUCUAUCCUUAUCUUGAGACCAAUGUUGAUGUGGUCACCAUGGAGUACACUCAAGAACCUAUCGUCGGAGAGCUUUCUGCACGAACGAUCGAGCUGCAUGGUAAAAAAUCACCUUUCCGGCAUUGGACUGUCAUGAGAGAUUAUGUGACCAGUCUAUUCAAACGUAAUGGCUACGAAGAUCUCGUAUGCUACAAUACUCAUGUUGAAAGAGUGGAGAAGGUUGGUGAUGAAUGGAAAGUCACCCUGAGGAGAGAGGAAGACGAAAAUGAUUAUUGGUGGGUUGAGUGGUUUGACGCCGUCAUUGUCGCAAGCGGACAUUUCAAUGUGCCUUAUGUCCCAUCUGUACAGGGUUUGGAAGAGCUCGAGAACCAACAUCCUGGCAGUGUUUUACACAGCAAGAUGUACCGCGGCCGAGACGCUUACAAAGGCAAGCGUGUUGUUGUGGUUGGCGGUUCAGUCUCUGCAGCCGAUAUCUCCACCGACCUCGUUGGCGUGGUAGAUUCUAAGGUCUAUGCAGUUGUCAACGGCCAUACCAUCAACGUGUACUUUGGAGACGGCGCAUUCAACAACCCUGGAGUUACCAGAAAGCCAACCAUCUCGCAUAUUGAUACCUCAGCAGGUCAACGCACUGUACACUUCAUUGACGGUACAUCAGUACAAAACGUUGACCACAUUAUUUUUGGCACUGGAUACUCCUGGAGUCUCCCUUUCCUGCCAGAUGUCAAGAUCAGAAACAACAGAGUACCUGGACUAUAUCAGAAUGUUGUCUACCAACAGGACCCAACACUCUUAUUUGUUGGCGCAGUUGGAGCUGGGUUGACAUUCAAGAUUUUCGAGUGGCAAGCUGUACUCGCAGCAAGAUUGCUGGCUGGACGUGCUAAACUGCCGCCUCUUGAAGAACAACAGCAAUGGGAGGCAGAACGCGUCAAGAAAAAGGGAGACGGUCCUGCGUUCAAUGUCAUUCAUCCUGACUUCGAGGAAUAUUUCGAAACUGUAAGGACUCUGGCAGGCNCCGGGCGUAAAGGAAAAGGACGACCUCUACCACCUUACAAGCCUGAGUGGUUCGAUGCGUUCAUGAACGGUCACGAAUUGCGAAAGCAGAUGUGGGCCAGAAAGAAUGCUGCUUUUUCAGAGAACGUUCAAUCAAAAUCUAGACAAACCGAUCCUCCGGCUUGUCCUUCUCUUCACAGCUUCACU
Molecule: messenger RNA, 1470 nt
Organism: Aureobasidium musti
Lineage: Eukaryota; Fungi; Ascomycota; Dothideomycetes; Dothideales; Saccotheciaceae
Source: the annotation of a GenBank genome assembly